Molecule: messenger RNA, 619 nt
Organism: Indicator indicator
Lineage: Eukaryota; Metazoa; Chordata; Aves; Piciformes; Indicatoridae
Gene: URM1
Product: ubiquitin related modifier 1
Exons: 6
Coding region: 8-511 (167 amino acids)
Biological process (GO): protein urmylation; tRNA thio-modification
Cellular component (GO): nucleus; cytoplasm
Molecular function (GO): protein tag activity
Source: RefSeq, a predicted model, not a curated record
UGUCAAGAUGGCGGCGUCUGUGUCGCUGCAGGUGGAGUUUGGAGGUGGUGCAGAACUCUUGUUUGAUGGUGUCAAAAAGCAUCAGGUGACUUUGCCCUGUCAACCGGAGCCUUGGGAUAUCAGAAACUUGCUGAGGUGGAUCAGACAGAAUCUGUUGAAAGAACGACCAGAAUUAUUUAUGCAAGGGGAAUCUGUGAGGCCAGGAAUUCUGGUGCUCAUCAAUGAUGCAGACUGGGAACUAAUGGUCUCCUUGACGUGUAGUUUCAUGGCACCAAGCAGUUUCCCAGCCCCAAGCAGAGCCCCUUUGCUAGAGCAAGAUGGUACCACAGCAGGUGAUGGCAGCCCUGGGGAGAUUUCUGCCCAAACAGGCAACUGGGUGAGCUGGAUUAUAAACUCCAGGACCAGGAUAAUGUUCUUUUCAUCUCGACGUUACAUGGUGGGUAAACUUGUGGAAAAACAAGAGGAUGUAAAUCCAGAUCCCUGGGCAAAAAAAAUGCAAACAAAAAAGUAAACCCAGCCAAACCUCUGCUGAACUGCCUAUGCCUGGUCUCUGCACCUCCCCACCACAUUCACUUGUUACUACAGACAUUCAAAUAAAGUCUUGCCAGCACGUGGCCUG